Molecule: messenger RNA, 1704 nt
Organism: Wyeomyia smithii (pitcher-plant mosquito)
Lineage: Eukaryota; Metazoa; Arthropoda; Insecta; Diptera; Culicidae
Exons: 4
Coding region: 544-1107 (187 amino acids)
Source: RefSeq, a predicted model, not a curated record
UCUCAAAGGUAAAAAAACAAAUACCUUGAAAAAGCUGUGUGAUAAACCUCGAUCCCACCCGUGACAGGAAAUGCAGCCGCAAGGAUGAAGAAAUUCGAAAACAUUCCAACAAAGUAAUGGGACAUCUCUGGCUAGUGCAAUUUCCUUUGUCGGAACCACUGCAACGGCAACCUUCAACAGCAACAGCAGUAUCUAACAAUUUAACUACGGGAACUGGCACAUAAGAGGCAAUCAGUGUUUUCGCAAUGGAUUCCGCUGGUCGCUUUUGGAAGCGAUUCCAACCGUAACAACGGUGGCGAACUCAAAGAAUCGCUGCUUGCGGUAUGGAAAUAGUGGAAAUAGUUAUAGCACCGACGAACCGACGUGACUCAAACGAUUUAGUUUUGACCGAGGAAAAACGGCCAUUUCAAACGCAAGCGAUCGCUUAUGUCAAAAGUUUAAACUGACUAUUCUCUUUGUGACAGCUGACUGACAGUUUUCAUCACUCGUUAUCAGCCGAUUGUCAAGCUUAAUCGAUUGAUAUUUUUGCAUUUGUAUACUGCAAUGGGCAGAAAAUGUGAAGUGAUUUCCUGUGCCAGUAAUGAUAACAAAAACUGUGUAAAAUCAUUCUAUAAGUUUCCAACCUGCGAAAAUAUCUGCUAUGAAUGGGUGAAAUUUUGUGAGUCUGUUUAUUUAGAGCAAUUAUUUUACAGCUGUGGACCCACAGCAUUGAAUCAGAAUCAAAUGUGUUCAGACCAUUUCGGACCAGAGUCACUGCGUGAUCCUUCCCGAAAAGACAAAGGACUAAAAACCGGAUCAAUACUAACAAACGCGAUUCAACGAUACAAGUCCGACGGUCACCAAGUUACCUUAGAUCAACGAGAAGAUUUCUUCGAAUACGAGUAUCUUGACGAAUCAACGAUACUGAGAGGCGACGAUGAAUCUGUCGUGUAUGAAAGCUAUUUAGUAGAGAAUAUUUUAGAGGAUCAGAGUUCAUGCCAUGAGGUGGAUUCAUGCGAGCCGAUCGUAGAAGGCAACAGUGCCCUGCACGACGAUUUUUUUUUAUAUAUGCAAUUGAAGAGCUCCCGAUACCAAUCGAAACAAACCCAGUCGUUAUUUUUGAAAUAACACCAACAACAUUGAAGGAAAUUGAUGUAGAGGCAAUUAGUAACCUGGACAAUUUCGAUCAGAUCUGUGAAGUGAGUCCGUCCUCUGGAAACGACGAGGAAAAUAUUACAAGCUUGAACUUUAGAUAUCAAUACGAACAGGAAAAAUAGAUGCGAAAACUAUUGGAAAUAGAAGUGAGUCAACUUAAACUAGAUUCACGAAUAAGAAAACGCACCAGUGCUAGUCAGGAGCACUCUGUACGUAAUAGCAAAGAAACUAUUCGUGUGUACAAACGUUGUAUUAAAGCCCUUCGUCAAACAACAAGUUAUUGAACAAGUUGAAACAGAAUCCAGUACUGUAUAACAGCUUGGGUAACCUAGGCUUUACUCCUAAGAGGAGAAGAUAUAAUCAGCACGCAAAAAAUGUUGAGAAUAACAUUUCACUACAGUCACUAUGAAAUGUAAAUAAAAGCACUUUGCCAUUCAUCAGGCGCUUUAUCUAUAUCAGUUAGUAUGUAGAUUGAGAAUGUAUCUUGAUAGCCAGCAUGUAUGCAAUAUUGCAUGUAAAGGUGGGAAGCUUAAAGCUGUGCAACACGUGCUCGGCAGCUUAUAGAGUAUA